GGGCCGCGCGGGACAACGCCGAUGUCACUCGUCUCCUCUCACCUCCUCGAAGGGGGAAACCACGCGGUGACUCAGAGCUCAAGACGUUCUUCGCGUGCGGCCGCGCGACUUCACAACUUGACUCAGCGGGCACGCACACGACGUAAACAACAACAACACCAACGACGACGACCGCAGUGCUGUUUCGAUUGAACGGUCUGAGGAGAGCGCUGACUCUGGAGAAGAAGAAUCGUGCUCGCGUCGGAUGAGGUCACCGAGGAGGGCACGGAGCGAGUGCAGCGGCGGCAGCGGGGCAGCCUGCGGCGGCGUUUUUAUCUGAGGAAUGUUGUGGCGGUGCGGCACUUUUCUUCCCGGCGGCGGUCGGUGUUGGGGUAACUACCGCGGCCGGAACUGCGUCAGCUAUCGCGCGUCUGGCGAUCCGAUAGCGGACAGAGCCCAUGGCGACUGCGUUGGGUUUCUCUCCUGGCGAGCACUGCGGCCGAUGUGAGCCGCCGGCGGCCUGGUCGCCCGCUGCGGUUCUUCUGCUCCUGCUGCCAUGAGGAUCUUGCGUCGGCUCCGGAUGAGCGAUGGGCGGCGAAGUCAGGUGGUUCUCCUGGAUGAGCGUCGUCUGGACAUCCUCAUUCAGCCGAGGCUUUAUGCCUGUGAUCUCUUGGACAUGGUUGCUUCUCAUUUUAAUCUCAAGGAGAAGGAGUACUUUGGAUUGGCCUUCCUUGAUGAGACGGGUCAUUACCACUGGCUGCAACUCGACAAGAGGGUCCUCGAGCACGACCUGCCAAAAAAGUCCUCUCAGGGAGUCCUGGUGCUGUACUUUCUGGUCAAAUACUAUGUGGAGAGCAUAUCUCUUCUAAAAGACAGUGCCACAGUGGAGGCAUUCUACCUACAGUGCAAGUCCCUCAUUGCAAAGGGUUCAUUAGAAGUCGAUUCUGAAACUGUGUUUCAACUCGCAGCUCUAGUCCUUCAAGCAACAUAUGGAAACUAUGUAGAUGACCAAACAACGAAAAACUAUCUCAAGAAGCUUCCUGUCCUCCCCACAAGCACACUCAAGGAACAUCCGUCCAUUUCCUUCUGUGAGGGCAAAGUGAUUGAGCAGUACCAGGAACUUGCCGGGCGUUCCAGGGGAUCAUCGAUCAUCUCGUACAUGAACCUUGUUGAGACGAUGCCGACCUAUGGCAUUCACUUCUACGAAGUGAAGGACAAGGGAGGAAUACCGUGGUGGGUUGGUCUCAGCUGUCGGGGAGUGAGCCAGUACGACUACACGGACAAGAAGAUACCACGCAAGUUCUUCCAAUGGAAGCUCCUGGAAAACCUGUAUUUCCGAGACAAGAAGUUCUCCAUCGAGGUACACAAUCCCAGGAGAGUGGUCCAUGCCCUGAGCAGUUUCAAUGUGUACGAGGAUGUGAUAGAAGCCCCCCCCGAAGUGUUUGACCCUUUGGCAGACGCCAUUAGUGACUCCACAACCCAGGUGUCUGUGAGCAGGAGAACCUUUGGUCCCGGCAACGUCACCGUUCUCGUCUGGUUCGCCGCGACGCCCUCCUUAACCAAGAGCAUAUGGUCCAUGGCAAUAGCGCAGCACCAGUUCUACUUGGAUAACAAUGUUGGCAAGAGGAAGAUCGAGGACGUCGGCACGCUGGACAAAUUUGCAGCGGAGCUGUCCAAAAGCUCCCAGUCCCUGUCUUCGGCGAGCACCGGGUCGAACUUGAGCCGCAGUGCCAGCUGCCACAGCCUCCCCGCAAUCAAAAUAGAAGACCAUGUGAACGAGGAGACGCAGGCAGCCAAGCAGGAGAUGCUGCUGGCGCUGAAGGCUCGCAAGGAGGCCCUAGAGGAUGCGCUGCGCAAGAAGCUGGAGGAGCUGAAGACACUCUGCCUUCGGGAAGGCGAGGUGACCGGGGAGCUUCCCCCUGAGAUGCCCCUGGCUCCGGGCGAGAGCCUGCCCCAGGUGCGCAGGCGCGUCGGCACCGCCUUCAUCCUCGACGACCAACUGCUCUCCAAGGGAAAGGAGGAGGCCUUGUCAAACUUGGAGUUGGAAUACGAGCUUCAAAACAAAAUAACCAGUGCUGCCUUGAGACUGGCCAAUGACAUGAGCGCUGACAAGAGCUUGCGGCGACAACGCAAGAUAGGCUACCAACAAGCCCAAGAGAAGCUUAAAAAGGUGGAAGAAAAACUUGGCACCCUGAAAAAGCAGACAAAACAUGGCAAGCCAAGGGUCAUACAACAAUCCGAUGAUGAGCCUAGUGAAGAUAAUAUCAGUGAAAGCACCGGGGGAAGUGAUACACCGUUCCGAGAAAGCGGCAAUCUGUCGGACGUGAGCCCAGCCAUGUCUCCCAAACCUCGUAAAUACGAUGACAGCUUGGCUGAGAAGUGCAGCCGCCUGCCCUCGGUGAGCUCGGUGCCGGCAGAGCUGUGCCUCCAGCCGAGCCCGUCGUCGGUGUCUGCCCCGGCCAGCCCCAGCAAGCCCAGAGGCUCUCACCACCGCGUGCCGUGCGGCGUUUCACCCGUCGUCUGCCAGGGCUGGAGCGGCUAUGCCCCCAGCGCGGUGUACCAGACGCGCACGACGUACCGCAGGCAGCAGUACCCGACGCUCACCACUUCCAGCUCUGGAGGCUCUAGCCCCGUGCCCAUGAGGACGCCUUACAAGAAUCGGUUCGAGUCCACCCUGAGCAUAGAGGGCAGCAACCUGUACAGCGUUCCGACGCAGCGAACUAGCCAGGCCUUCGACAGCCAGGACGAUUUGGUCGCCAAUGCCCCCCCGGAGCCGCAAGACCUGGGCCUGGUGUCUCGGCACAACAGCCUCGAAAGCAACCGCAGGCACAGCAGGCGCACCAAGGGCACUUCCGCACCCUCCCCGAGCCACCCCAAAAGGGAAAGCCACCCCUCCGCACCCCCGGCGUCAUCUGCCGUGCAAAACCUUCCGGGGUGGACCAGCCCUUCGCCGUCCCUUCGCUCCCCGGCCUCCUCGACGGAGAGGGCGGAUGCCCGCGUCCCUCCCCACAUCCACCAGCCAUACUGCACGGCGUCUCCGUCGCAGCAGCGGCGACUCGUGUCAGCUUCAGCCUCGUACCCGGACGGAUUCGUCGUGAGCGACCCAAGGGGCUUUCCCGCCGCGUACGGGGGCGGCGGUGGCUCCAACUUCCCUCCGAAGGCGCACUCCUACCACGAGAACAUGGUGCGGCACGUGGACGAAUCGGGUGUCCCCGUGUUCGUGCCCCUGGACGAAGACGGCAAGCCGCGCCUGCACGAAGCGGUGCACCGCCCCGUGGAGACGGUGUUCCAUAAGCCACCGCUGGCGGCCGCACUCCUACACCACCACCAGCUGCACAGGAAGAAGCUACAGGAGGUGUGCAGUGGCGAGGGAUUCCUGGGUGGCAGGUUGCCGUCGUUGUCUGGCUUGGGACUCCCGUCGCACGCAAAGGCGUCCCACGUCGAGCCGUUCUCGAGCCAACCGACCAGUCCCACCGGCUACGGCGCUUCCGUCCAUUCUGCCAAACUGGAGACUCUGCAGGAGGGGUUGUGUGGCCCCUACAACAGCCAGUACCUGACCAUGUGCAUCUCGUCGUCGAAGACGUUUUCGUCGACGGCGCAGUCGUACAGCACAGAGAGUCUGAAGCAGCGGACGAAGGACUGGGUGGAAACUUCGCUCGACUCUCCGGUUACAGCUAGGAAGGCGACGGCGAAGCACCGGGAGCCGUCACUCGCGAGCAACUCUCCCGCUCCCGUUGUUGCCGACGAAAGUGUGUCUUUACAGACGGCGCCGGCGCAUCGGCCGGAACGCCGCGAAAUGCCGAGUGACGACGCUCCGCCUAGCAUCGUUACGGAGCAGGACUCCGCCCGCUCGCCCGUGCCGCUGCCGUCGAGUCCGAAGCAGGUUCCUCCGGGCGUGGAAAUGAACAUUGUGACAAUGGGUCACUUUCAGCCGUACUGGGAGGAGACCAAGCCGUAUGAGAUGGCAGACUUCUACAAGUACAGCACCAAGCACCGCAAGCCUUCGGGUGGCCGGGAUUCUCGGGAGGCCGGGCCGCUGUCUCCAGUGGCGUACGACGGGGAAUCUCGAGACUGCACGACCGGGACGGAACGUGCGAAGAUGGCGGAGAGGAGUCCUCCAGAUGGCAUGGCGGAUGUGGAGGAACGCCACCCAAACAGUAGCGCAGACACUAGCCUGAACCUGAACCGGUCCUCGGUCGCCGACGCGUUUCACGAGGAGAUGAUUGCAUGGUACGAGGACCAAGAUGCUGGCAACAAGGCAACGCUGGUCUGAGCCGGGGGAGGCCUCCCAUUACCCUGCAGGUGCUACGCCAGGAACAAAAGUUGAGUGCUCACAGCAUCGUAGACCUUCAAAGCCAGGAGCAUUUUUAGAAACAACCUUGUAUAUAAUAUUUUAUGAAAAGUAUUUAUUUCGGGCAUCAUCAUUUUAUAUAAAUAAAUGUUUUAUUCUUUGUAA
This is a messenger RNA of Ixodes scapularis (black-legged tick), 4435 nucleotides long. Its product is annotated as FERM domain-containing protein 4A. The transcript has 23 exons. The record is from RefSeq and is a predicted model, not a curated record. Gene Ontology annotation, cellular component: cytoskeleton. Bases 536 to 4252 code for a protein of 1238 amino acids. Gene Ontology annotation, biological process: establishment of epithelial cell polarity. Lineage: Eukaryota; Metazoa; Arthropoda; Arachnida; Ixodida; Ixodidae.